This is a messenger RNA of Homalodisca vitripennis (glassy-winged sharpshooter), 714 nucleotides long. RefSeq names its product homeobox protein DLX-4-like. Gene Ontology annotation, biological process: regulation of transcription by RNA polymerase II. NCBI's taxonomy places the organism in Eukaryota, Metazoa, Arthropoda, Insecta, Hemiptera, Cicadellidae. The record is from RefSeq and is a predicted model, not a curated record. Gene Ontology annotation, molecular function: DNA-binding transcription factor activity, RNA polymerase II-specific; RNA polymerase II cis-regulatory region sequence-specific DNA binding. The coding region runs from base 1 to 714 and encodes 237 amino acids. The transcript has 3 exons.
AUGUCUGAAGCCGUGUUCCAGCCCUGGGAGACUAUGGAGUGUUCUGCGAGGGCGGGAGAUGCUACGCCAGCUACUUACGAGAUUCGUCUCCGCGCUCAGCACAGUUCCAGCCAUUCCAUUUCUGGUUCUUCGGGACUGUCUCCAAUUACGCACUUAGAAGGAUUAGCACGUGACUAUUCGUACCCUAAAUCAUUCUACCCAUCCAUAACGUUUGCGGUUGAGGAUAGGUCACGUGAUGACCACUUGACAAGUGAGACGAUCCUGUAUAACUUCGCCCCUUCCACGUACUGGCAGGAGUACGUCAGAACCUACUGGCAUCUGAGGACUAUGCAGGUCAUGCAUGAAUGGUCAAAGGAAGCAGCUUAUUAUAAAAAUCUUGACCGUACUGAUCCAUAUGACUUAUCACUACCAAAGAAGGAUCAUUCAACUUUGCCUUCUCCAACGGCUGCUAAGCUUAAUCUAAAGACUUCUAAAAAGGAUAAGAGAGUAGCCAACGAGAACUAUCCUCCUACUGACAGUCGAAGAAGAAUAUACAAACGGACUGUUUUCUCUCAGAAACAGCUGAGGAAACUAACCAGAGUAUUUAAGACCAGCAAAUAUAUCAGCGGCAAGCAACGGCACAGCCUGGCUCAGCAGCUGGGAGUCAGCGGGACCGUUGUUAAUAACUGGUUCCAUAACCAAAGGGCGAAACUUACAAGAUUAUUAUCUAAGUAA